Lacerta agilis (Sand lizard) is the source of this 2320-nucleotide messenger RNA. It is a transcript of the gene ADGRG5, whose product is annotated as adhesion G protein-coupled receptor G5. Gene Ontology annotation, biological process: cell surface receptor signaling pathway; adenylate cyclase-activating G protein-coupled receptor signaling pathway. Gene Ontology annotation, molecular function: G protein-coupled receptor activity. NCBI's taxonomy places the organism in Eukaryota, Metazoa, Chordata, Lepidosauria, Squamata, Lacertidae. The transcript has 12 exons. Gene Ontology annotation, cellular component: membrane. The record is from RefSeq and is a predicted model, not a curated record. Bases 56 to 1663 code for a protein of 535 amino acids.
AUCCCAGCCAUUUGUGGUGUUUGGGGACCUGCACUACAUUUCCGGCAAUACAGAGAUGGGCACGGGAUUUUGCCUUUUUCUCUUUGCAUGUGCAGCUUUUACAGACCAGAUACCAGGGGCAGCACCCAGUGGGGAAGCAACCAGGCUACCUUUGGAUCUUGGUGUGCAGAGUGAUGUGGAGAAAGCCAUGAGAAUAUUUGAGAGGCACCUGAAAGAAGGAUGUGUCUCUGAAAGGAAGGAGCUGAUGAGAGCCAAAGAAAAUUUGGAGAAGACCCUGCUGCAAACCAGUCUCCAGACAGAGAAUCUCACUGUUCUGCAUGACAAUAUUCAAACAUUAAUAUUCAGGAUAAAACUUAGUGAUUUCAGAGGACUGAAUAUCAGCAGCGACAGCUUAAUGCGCAAUACUUCGGCGAAGAACCCAACCCGACAUGCCAUGCAUUUCCCUGCUGAGCUAGCGAAGAGAGCCCAGGGCACAGCUGCGAAGGAGAUGCGGCUCACCUGCAUUUACCUGAAAACCUCUUGCUUCUUCCAGGACAGAAAGAACCACUCCCUGCUGAAUGAUGACAUCUUAGGGGCCACCCUUGGGAAUAUCAGCAUUACUCAACUCAGUGAACCGGUGGAGAUCAGGUUUUGGCACAACCGCACACUGGCCAAUGCCAGUGUGGCCUGUGUUUUUUGGCUGGAAGGAACAGAAGAGGGCAGCAUGGGGAGCUGGAGCCAGGAAGGCUGCACAACUAACAUCAGCUGGGACGGCAUGGUUCUGUGCCAGUGCAACCACCUCACCUACUUUGCUGUCCUUGUGCAAAUCUCCCCAAACAAUCUGGAUGAAUCUCUGCUGGCUCCUCUGACCUAUAUCACCAACGUAGGCUGCAGUAUCUCUGCUUUUGCAUGCCUGCUCACUAUCUUUUUCUACAUUCUGUCCCGGAAAAUCCAGCAUGAUUCCACAACCAAGAUCCACAUGAACCUUCUGGGAGCCCUCUUCCUUCUCAACGUGUCCUUCCUGGGCAGCAGCUUACCAGCAUCAGCCAGCCUUUCGUGGCCGUGCACAGCCACAGCCGCUUUCCUCCAUUACUCUCUGCUCUGCUGCCUCACCUGGAUGGCCAUCGAAGGCUUCCACCUCUACCUGCUCGUGAUCCGAGUCUACAACUCAUACAUUAUGCGUUACCUCCUUAAACUGUGUUCAGUUGGCUGGGGGUUCCCUGGCUUAGCAGUGGUGAUCAUCUUCCUGAGCAACAGCCAAAUUUAUGGCCGUUAUGGUAUCAAAACCAGCUCUGCUCACCGCAACAGUACCAUGUGCUGGAUCACUUCUCCCACAGUGCAUUACUUCAACCUGAUUUACUGCAGUGGCACCAUAGUCUUCAAUAUGGCUGUCUUGACCUUGGUGGUUUGGAGGCUCAGGCAGCUCCGAGCCAGUCCUCGGCAGCGGAAAGAGCAUUCCUGUAAGGACAUGGUGACAGUUCUUGGGCUGACUUGCCUCCUGGGUGCCACCUGGGCGUCGGUUUUCAUCUCCUUUGGGGUGCUCUCGGUCCUGCAGAUCUUCCUGUUCACUGUCCUCAACUCACUUCAAGGGCUUUUCAUCUGCCUCUGGUACUGCACCUUGAGGUCCCAUUCGCAGGACAACAUCUCAACAGGGCUCUCUCGUUCAUCUCGUUCAUCUCAGUGACUGCAGCAUCGCAUGACUGGCGAAGCCUCAGGACAAAAGGAUGCCCAGAUUCUGGAAAUUUAUUUGGUGUUGCCUUCCAAAAGGGAAUCUUCAUAGGAGGAGGAAGGAAGGCAAAUAUAUGCAUGUGGUCUAAAUCAGGGAUUGGGAAUCUGUGGCCCUCUAGAUGUUGUUGGACUCCAACUCCCAUCAGCCUCAGCCAGCAUGGCCAAUGGUCAAGGAUGAUGGAACUUGUAGUCCAGAAACAGAGCGCCAGAGUGGUGUAGUGGUCAGUGUGCUGGACAAGGAUGUGGGAGAACCAGGGUUCAAAUCUCCACUCAGUCAUGAAGCUCACUGGGUGACCUUGGGCUGAUCACUGCCCCUCAGCCUAACCUACCUCACAGGGUUGUUGUGAGGAGAAAAUGGGGAGGAGAAGUAAGUGCACAACCUUGAACUCUUUGCAGGAAAGGUGAGAUAAAUACACAAUCAAUUGAUAAUACCUGGAGGGUCACAGUUUCUCAAUCCCUGAUCUAAAUCCUACAUAGCUGCAGGGGACACUUGUCUUGGCCCUCACUGCCAGCUGAAGAAUUCAGACUCACAGCUCGGUUUCCACCAAAGAAACUUAAACCAGAGUGGUACAAAAUCAAGGCAACAGUUGAAAGGCACAGUAGGUGUGUGCAA